Molecule: messenger RNA, 2532 nt
Organism: Seminavis robusta
Lineage: Eukaryota; Bacillariophyta; Bacillariophyceae; Naviculales; Naviculaceae
Source: the annotation of a GenBank genome assembly
UUCCAGACAUCCAGAGCCAAAGCAUCGAAGCUUCCAGAUGGAGCCAAACUGUUGCGGCAUCAAGCAGCGCGCUCCAAAGCUAAUAACGCAUCGGGAGAAGCUUACAAAUGGCACCAGGUCGUCAUAGUUUCAACCCAAGCAAGAAACAAAACAAUCCUAUUCGCUCCUGGAUCUUGCUUAUCAAAUAUCUUUGUGUUGGCAUUGCUCUCUUUUCUUCUCUCAUAUUUUGCUCCAAUUUCCAAAGUCUUUAACAACAAUGGAUACCCAGCCUACUGCAGCCCCUACCCCUGCCGCCACUCCUGAAGCAGCAGCGCCAGCUACCACGGUCACGGCAACUACCACUGCCAAGCCAGCUCCAGGACCAGCACCUGCCGUUGUUGUUGCUGCUGCCCCUCCAAACCCACCAGCCCCAGCCAAUCCUUCUGUUGCUGUUGUUGUUGCAGCUCCACCCGCUCAGCCCGCUCCACCUGUUCCAGUGGCUGCGCCAGCUCCGAUUCCGGCUCCUCUAGUUGUCGCAAAUCCUAUGGCUGCCGCAGCCACAGCGGCCCCGGUUGCCCCAGUUCCCGUGUCUACCCAACCUGCUGCACCCAUCCCAGCUCCGAUUGCCCCACCUGUUGUGGCUACUCAACCAGUUGUUCCUAUUGCUCAGGCCCCAGCCCCUGUGGUUCCUACUCCUUUGCCCGCCCAACAUGUUGCCCCGACGCCAAUGGUUAUUGAUCCUGUCCCCACCCAACCAGUUGCUCCAACUCCCAUGGUAGUCGCUCCUGUGCCUACUCAACCCGUUGCCCCACCUCCAAUGGUUCCCGCCCCAGCUGUUUCUGUUCCAAAUCCUGUUCCAAACCCAAUGGCAGCAGUCGCAGCUGCACCAGUUCCAAUCCCCACCCCAGUGCAAACAGCUCCUGUCCCACCAACCUUGGUAGCAGCUCCUGCAAAUCCAAUUGCCGUAGCGAUACCAGCACCGGUCAAGCCUGUUGUUACCCAGGCUCCCCUUGUGGCCAAUCCAAUGGCGACUGCCAAACCAGCUCCCGUUCCAAACCCCGUCUUGGCUCCAGCCCCAGUAGUGACCAGGCCAGCCCCCAUUGCUGUCAAACCGGCUCCUGCUUCUACCACGAUCACGGCGGGGGCCAAGCGAGAAGCACCGACUCCUACUGCUGCAGCCAAGGAGGGACAACCAGCUGCCAAGAAACCAGCCACAGGGUCGCAUUCGCAGCUUCAGCAACAGAUCCAGCAACAACUCCAGGCACAGCUCCAAGCUCAAUUGGCAGCCGCCGCGGCCAGAGGACAGCAAGCCAAUAUCACUCCUGCGCAAAUUCAGGCUCAAGCGCAGGCAAUGGUCCAGGCAGCUGCUCAAGCGCAGGCGGUGGUGGCGGCAGCCAAGUCUCGCGGAGAUGGGUUGGUCCCCAUGAAUGCCUCCCAGAUUAAUGCACUCAGCCAGAUUCAGGCUCAAGCCAUUGUCCAUGCUCGCAAGAGUCCGGGAACGCCCUCGCAGAUUCAAACCCAAAUCCAUUUGCAGGCGCAGGCAUUGGUGCAUGCUCAUACACAGGCCCAAAUCCAGGCUGGUAUCUAUAAGGGAGAUGACAAGGGUGCCGAAGGCAGCUCGGGAGCCAAGAAGAAAGCUACACCAAGCAUGACACCGAAACAAAUGGAGGAAAUGGAUCAGCUCAAGCAAAAGCAGCGACAAGAAACUCAGAAUCUGAUUGCUACGAGUGCAUCUCCCGAACAGCGCAAGGCUCUUGACCAUACUCAUCAGAAGCAACGCAAAGAAUUGCAAGCGUCUUUUCGGGCAGGGACAAGUGCCGCCAGGCCUGCGGCUCGAUCUGUUCCUGCCGCUGUCCGUGUCCCCAAUCCUGUAGCGGCUGUGGCGGGAGCGACCGCCGCUCCUCCUGCUACGACGGCGCCUCAACCGAUGCAAAUCAGUACCCCGACACCGGCGCCAGCACCUCUCAUUGCACCGGCUCCCGUGGCUCCGGCACCGACCUACGCGACGGCACCCGUGGCAGCGGCACCUGCCCCCAUGGCUCAUCACAAUCACCACGCCGCGGCUCCUGUAGCACAGCAACCCAUGGCGGUGGGCCACCAGUCGACAGAACCACCCCCCUCCAGCAAUUCGCCCGCCUUUUUGCAGCAAUUGAAUUCGAGCUUGGGCAACUUUUGGACGGAAGAAAUGCGUGCCAUCGAAGGACUGGAGAAUCAAUCGGAGCAGGAUUUCAAGAAUCACAACGAUCUUCCCCUGGCUCGCAUCAAGCGCAUCAUGAAGAGCGACGAAGAUGUUCGAAUGAUCAGUGCCGAAGCCCCUGUUUUGUUUGCCAAGGCCUGUGAAUUGUUCAUUUUGGAUUUGAGCAUUCGUAGCUGGAACUACUCUCAGCUACACAAGAGACGGACGUUGCAAAAGGAAGACAUCCGGGAAGCCAUUCAGAAAACGGACAUUUUUGAUUUCUUGGUUGAUGUGAUCCAUUAGACGUGUAGUGUAUGUGGGCUUCGAUGUCUAUGUAGUGGAAUAAGAAAAGGGUUUAACUAUGUCCGUUGUGAUUC